Messenger RNA from Cyanidioschyzon merolae strain 10D, 1101 nucleotides. Its product is annotated as similar to putative v-snare binding protein. Lineage: Eukaryota; Rhodophyta; Bangiophyceae; Cyanidiales; Cyanidiaceae. Bases 1 to 1101 code for a protein of 366 amino acids. The record is from RefSeq and is a predicted model, not a curated record. The transcript has a single exon. Gene Ontology annotation, biological process: proteolysis. Gene Ontology annotation, molecular function: aspartic-type endopeptidase activity; protein binding.
AUGACGAGUAAACGAUUAUGCUUUGUGUCUGCAGACGGUGAGCGUUUCGCGACUUUAGAAGCUUCAGAAGAAGCACUUAUUGCGGACUUGCUGGAAGCGGUUCUCGUCGAGCUUCACCCCAGCGAAAGUGUUGUGGAAGACGCAGCCGUAAACUAUGCGUUUCGUUGGCGGGGCCAGCUGCUCCCGCCUCAACGAACCGUUCGCGAGCUAGCCCUUCCGGACGAUGAACUUAUCACUGUUGAACCUCAGUUCCGAAAUCAAGCCCUGGAGCGUGCACAGACGACUGCACCAGACUCGGUACGUGACCGCGACGCUGCGCUGCCUGCCCCUAUCUCAGAGACGAGCGCUUUACCUGCCACAGCUGGCGUCAGUGGACUAGUGUCCCGAAGCGGCUCUGAUUGGACCUCGAUGCCAUUUGAAGAUGAGCUCAUGAGUCCAGAGCUACAGCGCCGGAUUGAAGCUGCGAUUCAUGAACAUAACAUUCAGGAGAAUCUGGCGGCUGCUCUGGAGCACAAUGUAGAGUCGUUCACGUAUAUUACGCCGCUGUACGUUCGAGUUCGUGUCACUGCUGACUCAGCUCGCAACGCCCAGCCGGUCCUUGCACUUGUCGACAGUGGCGCACAGUGCACCGUUAUGAGCCAGGCUUGUGCGGAGCGUUCCGGUCUCAGCAGACUUAUUGAUCGGCGUUUUCGCGGCACUGCCAUCGGCCUGGGACGGGCAGAGUUCAUCGGACGGGUCCAUAUGGCGCUUAUGGAACUCGAUGGAGAAUGGUAUGAAUGUUCCUUUGCCAUUGUCGAGCAGCUGAAUACGGAUAUGCUUCUGGGUCUCGACACGCUGCGCAAGCACGGAAUGUGUAUUGAUUUGAGAGAGAAUGUUCUGCGAGAGAGAGACCGCGCUGUUCCGUUUCUCAGCGACAGAGAGAUCGCAGAAGCAAGAGGCCUCGAUUCCGCUCCGGCUCGUAACGAGACAGACGUCAAUGUUCAGCGCCUCGUUGCCAUGGGAUUCGAUGAAGCCUCAGCCAGGUCAGCGCUCGCAGCAGCGAACGGGAACCUCGGGUUGGCAGCGUCGCUGCUGAUGCGACCCGGUAUCGAAGCUCCGUGA